UCUCUCUCUGAGCUUCAAACAAACCCUAGAAACAGAGGUGAGGUUCUGCUAGAGCUCUAGAUUGGAAGCUCAUAAUUGAAAUUGGAACUUCCCCCUGUUACCGCACUAUUUUCAAUCUAAAGCAACGAUCUCAAGAUCAGGUGGCCUCUGCCAAAAUCUUUUUUUUUUAACUUUAUUUAUUGCUAAUUUUCUUGAAUGUUUUUGUUGCAUGCGUGUAAUCUGUUCUCUUUCACAAUGGAAAGAUCUUUCUCAGACAAGAACUGCUCAAUCCCCCCUUAUUUUUUUAGACAAUAAUUGAGUUUUAAUUUUCAGGAUCAACUAAAGUUUCCAUUUUUUUUUCUAGUGUUCUUUCUUAAUUUAGCCUCUGGUAAUAUGAACAAAUUUUCUUAAAUUUGGAUUAUUUUUAGAUUGUUUUCAUUAUUCAUAAUUUCGCCUAGUGGGUUGAUUAUUCAGUAGAAACUGAUGAAAUUCAUUCAUCAUAGCCAAUGCAUGUUUGUAAUUUUAAUCCAAUUGCAAGUUUUAUUGUCACACAUUACUUUAAAUCUUCAAUAGUUACCAAUUUAUUAAACUUCCAAUUUCUAUUACUAUUUUUUGGAGAACUACCAAAAGAAGGAUCAACUGAAAUUUUUGACAAUAGAAUGAAAUUUUUGACAAUAGAAUUCUUAUGGGCUUAGAUAAGAUUGUAUUAUGGGUUAAUUGCGGAUAGAACCCCUUAGUAUCACUGUCUUGAACUUACUAUCCGUCUAGAUUUAUUUUUGCAGAUUGACCUCCUGGGUGAUUUCUUUCUUUCUGUUUUUUUUUUUUUUUUAUUUGUUGACAAAUAGACCUCUGAGGGUAAGAUAAUAAAAAUGUUCACUUAGGCGGGCCUAUCAGUAAAGAAAAAAAUAGAGGGGCAGUAAGUUCAAAACAGCUAUAGUACAGAGGUCUACCUGCCCUUGUAGAUAGCCUGCAUUGAACUUUAUAAGAAGAAUGUAAAUUUCUAUUAAUCUCUCUUCGCAAUUAAUUUCAAGCUUGAUAUACACACAAGUUGUUUAUAGUUGAACAAUUUUAUCUUAUAUUUGAAUCUAUUUUUAUUCCUUGAAUUGCUCGUAAUGUCGGAUAUUUUUUUUUCAAGCAAGUACAAUUGUUGAAAUUUCAAUUCUUAGAGAAGAAAUUAGCCUGAACCUUUUUCCCCUUCUCUUGCUUAGGACUCACUUCUUCUUUUAUAAAUGGAGCCUGAAGAUCCAAAGGAUUGGCACAAGAAACGUAUAAAGAUGGAGCAAGAUUACAUAUUGAACAAUCGUGACAACAUCGAUAACUUCCUUGAUGACAUUUGGAGCAAUUGCGAUUUGGAACCUCCCAACCUUAGUGAAGAAUUCUCCAAUGCCAUUUUUGGUGUCAAUGACCAGCAGAUAAAUCCUCAAAGUGUUAUCAAGGAAGAGAAUUUUACCGAAGAAAACAACUCGUGCACUUGGCACGAAAAUUUUGUCACGAAGGAAGAAGUUGUUAAUGAUGGAAGCAACUUGAAUAUUCAAGGUAAAAACAACCAGAGUGCUAGAAAGAGGAAUGAGGGUAGCUCUAGUCGAUCAGUAGAAAGAGCAGAGAUACGAAGGCAGAGGAUGCUCAAGAACCGUGCUUCUGCUGCUCGAUCUCGUGCUAGAACUCUGAUUCGGCGAGCAAAUUUGGAAAUGGAGCAGAGAGCCUCAGAGCAUGAGAAAGAGAGAGAACAAACAAGAGCUGAAGGAAAAGUGUCGCGCUGCAAAAGUUGCUCAUGGUGA
Asparagus officinalis (garden asparagus) is the source of this 1757-nucleotide messenger RNA. RefSeq lists its product as uncharacterized. The transcript is spliced from 3 exons. The coding region runs from base 1209 to 1757 and encodes 182 amino acids. The record is from RefSeq and is a predicted model, not a curated record. Gene Ontology annotation, molecular function: DNA-binding transcription factor activity. Lineage: Eukaryota; Viridiplantae; Streptophyta; Magnoliopsida; Asparagales; Asparagaceae. Gene Ontology annotation, biological process: regulation of DNA-templated transcription.